AUGGUAGUGAGCAAAAAUAGUGAGAGGGUUUUGAACUUAGCCAUUAGGGUUUUGGUGUUCAUCUUGUUUAUGGGGUGGAUUUUUCUUUGGGUUAUGAUGCCUACCAAUACUUAUAGACAAAAAUGGCUGCACAAAAUUAGAGAGAAAAGUUAUUAUUCUACUUAUUUUGGAUCAGAAGGAACUUCCCUUUUGAUGUAUACAUUUCCCAUUUUGUUCAUCGCAAUUUUGGGUUGUGUUUAUGUUCAUUUGGAACGAAAACAUGAAGAUCGAAACGUGGGAACCAGAAAAGGAAAGAACCAUCAUGGUUUGGCGAUAUGGAAGCAGCCAGCGAUCGUGAAAGGGCCACUCGGGAUCGUCUCAUGGACAGAACUAGCCCUGCUGGCCAUGUUCAUGGCACUUUUAGUUUGGUCCUUCGCCACAUAUUUACACAACAGCUUCGUCAAAAUCACUCCAACAUCAGCAGCAAUGGACGGCGAGAAAGUGUGGGAAAGUAGAUCGGGAAGUGCAGGGUUUUGGUUGGGAAUUGUUGGGAAUAUUUGUUUGGUCUUUUUGUUCUUUCCGGUGGCACGCGGGUCGUCGCUGCUACCGUUGCUCGGUCUUACGUCGGAGGGUUGCAUUAAGUAUCACAUAUGGCUUGGCCACAUGACGAUGGCUUUCUUCUCCGCUCAUGGCAUUUGCUUUGUUAUUUAUUGGGCAGCUACUAACAAUCUUUCUCAGAUGCUUAAAUGGGCUAAAACAGAUGUAUCAAACAUAGCUGGGGAACUAGCUUUAGUAUUUGGACUCAUAAUGUGGGCAACAACUUUUCCUCGCAUUCGUAGAAAGUUCUUUGAAGUCUUUCUUUACACUCACUAUCUCUAUAUUCUCUUCAUCGUCUUCUUUAUCUUCCAUGUUGGCAUCUCUUACGCAUGUAUUAUGUUCCCUGGUUUCUACCUCUUUGUCAUCGACCGAUACCUCCGCUUCCUCCAAUCUCGUCGUCGUGUUCGACUACUCUCUGCUCGCCUCCUCCCCUGCCAAGCACUAGAGCUCAACUUCUCCAAGCACCAAGGAUUGAAGUACAACCCAACAAGCACAAUGUUCAUAAACAUCCCUUCCAUCUCAAAGCUCCAAUGGCAUCCCUUCACAAUCACAUCCCACAGCGAUUUAGAACCAGAGACACUUUCCAUCGUUAUCAAAUGCGAAGGAACAUGGUCUUCCAAGCUUUACAAAACCCUAUCUUCUUCCUCAUCAUCCACCAUUGACGACCACCUCCAAGUUUCCCUCGAAGGUCCCUACGGCCCUGCUUCCACUUCCUUCCUCCAAUUCGACACUCUCCUCAUGAUCAGCGGCGGCAGUGGAAUAACCCCAUUCAUUUCCAUAAUCAAACACCUAAUUCACAACUCCAAAUCCCAUCACCAAAUCCCCAAACUCCUCCUCAUUUCCGCCUUCAAAAACACCUCCGAUCUCACCUUCCUCCACCUGAUCCAAAUCUCCGACGCCGCCACCACGCUUCAGGAUUUCCAAAUCGAGGCUUAUGUAACGAGAGAAAAAUCCCCCAAAAACGAAAACCCACAAAUCAGAUCUGUGAUUUUCAAAUCCCAUGUUGGGGAUUCGGCUGCGGCGGCGAUUUUAGGGCCAAAUGGGUGGGUGUGGCUAGCAGGGGUGAUCUCUUCGUCGUUUGGGAUUUUCUUGAUACUAAUUGGGGUUUUGAAUCGAUAUUAUAUAUACCCAAUUGAUGGGAAUACGAACGAUGUGUUUGAUUUGGGAUUGAGGUCCUUUUUGCAUAUGUUGAUGGUGUGUUUUUGUAUUUUCACGGCGGCGACUGUGGCGGUGAUUUGGAACAAAAGACGAGUGGCGAAGGAAGGGAGGCAGAUUCAGAGCGUUGAAGGAGCUACGCCUAAUGCGUCUCCUUGUGCGAUGGGUUUUGAAAGGGAAAUGGAAUUGGAAAGUUCUCCAUUUCAAGCUCUGGCUCAAUCUGUUAAUGUUCAUUAUGGGGAAAGGCCUAAUCUAUCAAGAAUUCUACUAGGAUGCAAAGGGGAAAGCAUUGGAGUUCUUGCUUCAGGCCCAAAGAAGUUGAGGCAAGAAGUUGCAGCCAUUUGUAGCUCUGGUUUAUCACAAAAUCUUCACUUUCACUCCAUCAGCUUCACUUGGUGAAUAGCUCUCUAAUUAAUCACAUCCUAAUGCAAUUCAAUUACAAAACCUUGUAUUUUGUUUUUGUUUUUGUCUGUCUUUUUGUGUUUGGAGACAUGUAAAAGGUUUGUCCUUGUUUGUUUUGAUGAUACUGUUGUAAAAGAUUAUAAUAAAUUACCCUUCGUUGUUAAGAUAUCUCUAUGUUAGUUUUGCAUGUUUU
Molecule: messenger RNA, 2326 nt
Organism: Benincasa hispida (wax gourd)
Lineage: Eukaryota; Viridiplantae; Streptophyta; Magnoliopsida; Cucurbitales; Cucurbitaceae
Product: ferric reduction oxidase 2-like
Cellular component (GO): plasma membrane
Molecular function (GO): ferric-chelate reductase activity
Source: RefSeq, a predicted model, not a curated record